AUGCCAUUAUCCUACGAGUUCUUCAAGCCUAACAUUAUUCUUCUAGCAGCCAUCCUUCUCACUACUCUAGCUUUACAUUUCCCCCCUAAGCUUCGCCCCCUUUUUCUUCCUCCGGCAUGGCUCCUCACGGCUUGGUCAUUCGCCUCUGUUCAAGGCAGCAUAGCCUCUGGAGGAUUAGUUGGACUUGAAUCCUACACAGCAAUAACGUGCAUCAUCCAUAUGCUAACUCUUCCUCGAAUUUUAUACUUCGAAAAUCAUUCAUUGUUAUCUAAGGCUCCGGAGACUAGCAACACCACGUGUUCAAAUAAACUUGUUCUGCCUCCCAGUAGGCCUAGCAUAUCGGCUGCGUGCUGGAUUUGGAAUAAUCCUCGGCGCUUGUCUCGCCAACGACUAGGACCUACAUCGGCACCGUGGCCGAAAAUACUCAAAUUCGCACUCUUCCGCAUUUGCAAGGUCGGAAUCAUCGUCCUUAUUGACCGAAUCUUUGUUCAAAAGGCUGGUGGAUAUAUCAAUGCUACUAGCACUAUACUCGAUUUCACCCCGGAUCAAGAGCCGAUCCUACGGCGCCUCUUCGUGGGGGAUGAAGAUGACCCAAUCUUGGCGCAUCAACUACUCCUAAGAGCGUUCGUGUGCGUCUCUUGGAUAUGGACGAACAUACUCAUACUCGAGUCGUACCACGCCAUAUUGUCCUUGUUGUUCGUUGUGAUAUUACGAUUUGACAACCCCGAGGACUGGCCGCCACUCUUUGGUAAUCUGAUAGAGGCAUGGACAGUAAGGCGGUUCUGGGGCAGAUUCUGGCAUCGUAUCGCAUCUCCAACUCUUCAUAUAUGCGCUAAAAUCUUCUCGCAACGCAUCUUGAAGCUGAAACCGGGAUCGGCUGUUGAUAAGGCAAUAGUUGCGUUUGGAAUAUUCUUCCUGUCGGGGCUUAUACACGCCAUGACGGCUUGGAAAGUUGGCCAGGGCGAAAGUCAUCGCGAUUUGCUCUUUUUCUGCGCCAAUUAUUUCGCUGUGGGGGGCGAGAUUUUCGUCUCAACCCUUCUCAGGAACUUGCUGUGCAGAACAAAGUACGAGGCCCUGCUAAGGGACGCGAGAAUACGCGUCGCCGGGAAAGUUUUAGGGUUUGCAUGGGUUUUCGCCUGGUUCUUCUGGUCAACGCCUAGGUGGCUCUAUCCUAAGAUUCUUCGUUGGUCUUUGAAGCAGGCAAUACUACGGUCGCGGGCAUAG
This is a messenger RNA of Daldinia childiae, 1224 nucleotides long. RefSeq lists its product as uncharacterized. The record is from RefSeq and is a predicted model, not a curated record. Lineage: Eukaryota; Fungi; Ascomycota; Sordariomycetes; Xylariales; Hypoxylaceae. Gene Ontology annotation, biological process: lipid metabolic process. Bases 1 to 1224 code for a protein of 407 amino acids. The transcript has a single exon.